Messenger RNA from Pelodiscus sinensis (Chinese soft-shelled turtle), 4436 nucleotides. The record is from RefSeq and is a predicted model, not a curated record. NCBI's taxonomy places the organism in Eukaryota, Metazoa, Chordata, Testudines, Trionychidae.
GUCUGAGUGGUUGUGAUGGAGAAAUAUUGGAAGUUUUAUGCCAUGACUGUACUGGAGGCGAAGGAAGGACUUCUUCGCUUCAGCCCUGGCAAAUGCAAAAACCACAGAGCAGACCCAGAAGAACUAUUCACAAAACUAGAACGCAUUGGAAAAGGCUCCUUUGGUGAAGUCUUUAAAGGAAUUGAUAAUCGAACUCAGCAAGUGGUUGCUAUAAAAAUCAUAGACCUUGAGGAAGCGGAAGAUGAAAUAGAGGACAUACAGCAAGAGAUAACUGUCCUAAGUCAGUGUGAUAGUCCUUAUGUAACAAAAUACUAUGGAUCAUAUUUAAAGGGCACAAAGUUAUGGAUAAUAAUGGAAUACUUGGGUGGAGGAUCAGCUUUAGACCUUCUGCGGGCUGGUCCAUUUGAUGAAUUCCAGAUUGCUACUAUGCUAAAGGAGAUCUUGAAAGGUCUAGACUACCUACACUCGGAGAAGAAAAUUCACAGGGAUAUAAAAGCUGCCAAUGUCUUGUUGUCAGAGCAAGGAGAUGUUAAACUUGCCGAUUUUGGGGUUGCUGGGCAGCUGACAGAUACACAGAUUAAGAGGAAUACCUUUGUAGGCACACCAUUUUGGAUGGCUCCUGAAGUUAUUCAGCAGUCGGCUUAUGACUCAAAAGCUGACAUUUGGUCGUUGGGGAUCACUGCUAUUGAACUCGCCAAAGGAGAGCCACCCAACUCAGACAUGCAUCCAAUGAGAGUUCUCUUUCUUAUUCCAAAAAACAAUCCUCCAACUCUUUUAGGAGAAUUCAGCAAACCUUUCAAAGAAUUUAUUGAUGCGUGUCUGAAUAAGGACCCAACAUUUCGCCCCACUGCAAAGGAACUCUUGAAGCACAAAUUCAUUCUGAAAAAUGCCAAGAAGACUUCCUACCUGACAGAACUUAUCGAUAGGUUUAAGAGAUGGAAGGCAGAAGGGCACAGCAGUGAUGAAACGGAUUCCGAUGGUUCCGACUCGGAGUCCAGCAACAAGGAGAAUUAUUCUCAUCCCGAAUGGAGUUUUACUACAGUUCGAAAGAAGCCAGACACACACAAACUGCAGAAUGGAACGGAUCAAGACCUUGUGAAAACCUUGAGUUGCUUAACUAUGAUAAUCACACCUGUGUUUGCUGAGCUUAAACAGCAGGACAUCAAUAAUGCUAGCAGGAAGAAAGCAAUUGAAGAGCUUGAGAAGAGCAUCACUAUGGCAGAAUCUACGUGUCCAGGGAUCACAGAUAAGAUGGUGAAGAAACUUAUGGAGAAAUUUCAGAAGUUUUCUGUUAAUGACUCAUCCUAAGAAACUUCCGAUAAGCGACUGCUGUUUCAUAUGGACCCAGUGAAACCCACCAAAACUACUUCAAGCUUGGCAGUGCUUAGCUCAUGAGCUCCUUGUGCCUUUUGGAUCUUUGCAACAUGAUGAUGAUGAUGAUGAUCAAGGAUUUGAAAGAACCUACUUAACUAUUUUGUGAUGGUGUAUAUGGUUUUAUAUUUUCAGGAAAUUAUUUUGUAAAGAACAACUUUUAAUAUUGUAGUUUCACCUGUUGAAUCAGAUACAUGUUGAGGUGCCGUUUUGCUUUUAGAUGUGGCCAUUACUUUAGUUAAUAGGAAGUGCAAGUACAGUAUGUGUGGAUUCUAUUUUGUUACUGGACAUCGAUGGGAACGUACAGGUCUUUUGUAUUCAUCAGUUAAACUUUUGUAAAUCACUAACAAGCUUCAGAAAUAGCCUUUUCUCACGCAUUCAAAAUAUGUAAUGUAAUGGGUAGGAUGUGGCUGUAGCACCUGCUUGGAUCACCAUCGUUUUAUCAUACCCUAAAACUAAACCUGCGACAAUAUCUCUUAGACUUCUAAAUUGGUACAGCAUUUUAGGCAGCUCUAUGAUUAUACAUAUUUGAGAGCAAUAUGUCAGUAGUUUGCAGGUGAUAUGUAGCAGCAGGUAUAACCUGAUGUACAGUAGAUGUUACCUUUUAGAACAGAUUUAGAAGUAGUAAUUAAAUCUAUUCAUCAUGGUAGGAAAUGUAAAGCAAUACACUUGCGGGGUGGGGGGCGGCUUUUGGCAAUAAUGGACAGAAAUCGAAGUCCAAUUUAAUUUAACAUUUUCUUUUGAAUAUAAAAACAGCGCAUUGUAUGCUUGGGUGGGAGAGAACCAGAGAGAAGUCAGGUGACAUGUGACACAUACCUCACAUGCAGGUAUCGGUAGAACACCAGCGUUUUGUGUGGUGGUGAUGUUUUCCUGUAAAAUAUUUAUACACUUCUGUUCUGAAAGUACUUAAAUGCAGUACGUCAACAUCAUUUGUUUAUACUUUUCUGAAAGUGUAUUUUAAAUAUGUAUUUACCAGUCAAUAUGCAAAUAAUUGAGUUAUAGAUAUUCUUUCACAAAAAAGUAGUUCUGUGCAGUACAGAGUGAUUUUUUUCAUAAAGUAGGUAAAAGUAUACAAUUGCUUUCAAUGAUAUAUUUAUGGUACUGCUAGAUGGGUAAGAUCCUUUUUCUUUUCAACCCAGUAUGUAUAUUAUGCUGAAGUUUUGAACUGGGAUUGUAUUUCAGUACUUAGCUGUGGAACUGUUGUUGUAAAUUUAUUUUUGAUAAAGGCUGGAUGUGUUUAUUUUAUGGUUCCUGCACAUUUUGUUUUUGCACAAACGUCAUUUUAAAGAACCUGAAAUAUAUCUGCCAAAUAUUGAAAAGUAAUGGUGUGCAAACAAAUCCUGCAUUUUUAGUCAAAAGUUGCCAUUACAUCGUUUUUAUAUAAAGGACACUUGUUGAGAGAUGGUGGUUAGACAUGCCAAGGACAAUUAUUUUCAAUGGUGCCUACACUGUAAAAAUUACUUUUAGCUCCUUAUUUUAAUUUUAAAUAAAUAUCUCUGUUUAAAACUUUCAUCUGCUAUGUAACUGAAACUCAAUUAGAAUUUAUAUCUGAGAAAAAAGUCUGGAAAUAGUUUUGAAAACAAUAAUGUUAUGGAUUAAAUAAAUAUUUUUAUAAGUGUAAAAGCAGCAAAAGUUGUAUAUACAGUUGAUCUGAGGCUUUACAAAAUAACUGCAACACAGAUGCAAAUUGUAGUGCUCCUAUAGCUGAUGUAGUCGUUAGCCCUGUAAAUCUGUUCAUAGAUGUAGCUUAUUUCAAUGUUUUGGGGUUUAAAAAUAAAUAUUUAAGUUCUGUAAACUUUCAUGACCCAACUUUGUUGUGCAUUUUAUUUUGGAUUUAGCUAAAUUUGCACAAGUAUUGUUUUAUUAUGGUUUCCAGGUUAAAUGUUUCCAUGUAAACUGAAAGAGAAAAUGGCUUUUCCCAUAUUGUCCUUGUCCAAAGAAUACCUAUUGGAAUUUAGACAGUCAGGCAUGUGGAGCAACUCCAGUGCUCAAUUUGAUCUCAUUCUUGAAGCAUAAUCUGUCAGUACAUGUAUGUGUGUUUGCUGACGUAUAUAUAUGGUACCAUGGACUGUUCUAAGUGCUGCAGCAUAUCAAAAGUGCACUGUGAACUCCUUUUUCUGAUUGACGAUACAGAAAGCACUGUGCCACAGUUAACUCUGAUUUUAUACUUCUCCAGUCUCAACACCAAAAAUCUCCCUAAACUACUCCAUACUCAUUUCUCAGAAUUCAAAACUCCAUGUUUUUAAUUCCAUAAUCACUUUCCCUCUAGAUGCUCUCUACUUCGGGAGUGUGUGUGAUCCUUUCUGAAUUUAGUAAUUGAAGGCUACAAUCCCUCAUCUUGAUGCCUGGGGCUUUAUUCUACGCAACGUAAAUGAAACCUGUUCUGAGUGGCUCGAGCAGUGGGCUCCGUGUCAGGGAAGUAGAAAUUCUGUUCCUGGCCCUGCCCACUCCUUGCUUGUGUGUGACCUCAACCAAGUCACAGAACUACUGUGCCUCUUUCCUUGUAAAAUGGGUAUAACACUUACCUACCUCAGGGGGGUGUUGUGGGGCUAAAAUCAUUGUAGGCUGUGAAGAGCCACAGUCUUCUCUAGUGCUGUGCAGUGGAGGAGCUGAAAGUACUGCACUGCAAAUAGGAUUUGCUCGGCUGAAGUCCUGUACAUCACGAUGGGAAUAUAUUCUACUUUUUAGUACAGAUGGUUUAUUAGGGAAGAAUCCUCUGGCUUGUGUAUUUUCCCUAUUGCGUUAAGGAGAAUUGACAUUUUAGUCACUUAUGGAAAUAGAAUUGUAGUAAAAAAAUGUAUUGUAUUAGUCAUACUUGGGUAUCAGUCCUUUGUCAAUGGAAUCAUUUCGGGACCCUAUUAAUUCUGCUUGUCUCAGAUUCUGCCACGGUUUUGUACAGUAUACAUGUAGUAAUCGUUAAAUCUGUUCUUACAUUCAAGUGACUGCUUAGUGACCAGAAAGCCUGGAUUCUUAAUGUGUUUGCACAAGUUUAGCCAUUGUUAAAGGUCUGGCUUUUUCACGCUGUUUUAACUCAACACUGGAAUAAAUUCUUUUUCCCCCCCUUU